AUGUCGGACGACGGCGCAGCGGCGUGCUGCCCUCCCGCCGCCACGAAGAAGAAGGCGGCGAACAAGCUGGUGGUGGAGGAGCCAACCGACGACGACGUCUCCACCUGCAACCUCCACCCGGCGACAAUGGAGAAGCUGUCCAUCUUCCGCGGCGACGUGAUCCUGCUGAAGGGGAAGCGGCGCCGUGACACGAUCUGCAUCGCCAUGGCCGACGAGGGAUGCCGGGAGCACGCGCUCGGGAUCAACCCGUCCGUCCGCUCCAACCUCCGGGUGCGCCUCGGCGACGUCGUGUCCGUGCACCCGUGCCUCGACGCCGCGUACGGGGCCAAAGUACACGUCCUGCCCCUCGACGACACCGUGGAGGGCCUCACGGGGGACCUCUUCGAGGCCUACCUGAAGCCGCACUUCCUCAACGCCUACCGCCCCGUCCGCAAGGGCGACCUCUUCCUCGUGCGCGGCGGCAUGCGGAGCGUGGAGUUUAAGGUGGUGGACAUCCACCCGCCUGCCGAGUACUGCAUCGUCGCGGACGACACGGAGGUGUUCUGUGACGGCGAGCCCGUGAAGCGGGAGGACGAGGAGAGGCUCGAUGGCGUCGGCUACGACGACGUCGGCGGCAUGCGGAAGCAGCUCGCUCAGAUCAGGGAGCUGGUCGAGCUGCCACUCAGGCACCCGCAGCUGUUCAGGUCGAUCGGAGUGAAGCCGCCCAAGGGUAUCCUAUUGUACGGACCUCCAGGCUCCGGCAAAACUCUGAUCGCGCGGGCGGUGGCAAACGAAACCGGCGCCUUCUUCUUCUGCAUAAACGGCCCCGAGAUUAUGUCGAAGCUGGCCGGGGAGAGCGAGAGCAAUCUGCGAAAAGCAUUCCAGGAGGCAGAGAAGAACGCGCCGUCCAUCAUAUUCAUUGAUGAGAUCGACUCCAUCGCACCCAAGAGGGAGAAGACACACGGCGAGGUGGAGAGGCGCAUCGUGUCCCAGCUGCUCACGCUCAUGGACGGGCUGAAGACACGCGCGCACGUCAUCGUAAUGGGCGCCACCAACCGGCCCAACAGUAUCGACCCUGCUCUGCGACGGUUCGGCCGGUUCGAUCGUGAGAUUGAUAUCGGCGUGCCGGACGAGGUCGGCCGCCUCGAGGUGCUGCUCGUGCACACGAAGAAUAUGAAGAUCGCCGACGACGUCGACCUGGAGGCGGUGGCCAAGGACACGCACGGCUACGUGGGCGCCGACCUGGCCGCGCUCUGCACCGAGGCCGCGCUGCAGUGUAUCAGGGAGAAGAUGGACGUCAUCGACCUCGAGGACGAGACGAUGGACGCGGAGAUCCUCAGCUCGAUGGCUAUCACGAACGACCACCUCAAGACUGCCCUCGCCGGCACCAACCCGUCGGCGCUGCGCGAGACCGUGGUUGAGGUGCCCAACGUCAGCUGGGCGGACAUCGGAGGCCUGGAGGGCGUCAAGCGGGAGCUACAGGAGACCGUGCAGUACCCCGUGGAGCACCCGGACAAGUUCGAGAAGUUCGGCAUGUCGCCGUCCAGGGGCGUGCUGUUCUACGGGCCACCGGGCUGCGGCAAGACCCUGCUCGCCAAGGCGAUCGCCAACGAGUGCCAGGCCAACUUCAUCAGUGUCAAGGGGCCGGAGCUGCUGACCAUGUGGUUUGGCGAGAGCGAGGCCAACGUCCGGGACAUAUUCGGCAAGGCGCGCCAGUCGGCGCCGUGCGUCCUCUUCUUCGACGAGCUGGAUUCCAUCGCCACGCAGAGGGGCCGCAGCGUGGGCGACGCCGGCGGCGCGGCGGACAGGGUCCUCAACCAGCUCCUCACCGAGAUGGACGGCAUGGGCGCCAAGAAGACGGUGUUCAUCAUCGGCGCCACCAAUCGCCCGGACAUCAUCGACCCGGCGCUGCUCCGGCCCGGCCGCCUCGACCAGCUCAUCUACAUCCCCUUGCCAGACGAGGCCUCGCGGCACCAGAUCUUCAAGGCCUGCCUGAGGAAGUCCCCCGUGGCGAAGAACGUUGACCUCGGCGCGCUGGCCAGGUUCACGGCAGGCUUCAGCGGCGCGGACAUCACGGAGAUUUGCCAGAGGGCGUGCAAGUACGCCAUCAGGGAGGACAUCGAGAAGGACCUCGAGCGGGAGAGGAAGGCCAGGGAGAAGCCGGAGGAAAUGGAGGUGGACUGCGCCGACGAGCCGGCGCAGGUCGGGGCCGCGCACUUCGAGGAGUCCAUGAGGUACGCGCGGAGGAGCGUCAGCGACGCGGACAUCCGAAAGUACCAGGCGUUCGCGCAGACGCUGCAACAGUCGAGGGGAUUCGGCACCGAGUUCCGCUUCUCCAAGCGGACCCAGCAGGCGGCAGAAGCAGAGGCGGCGGCCAAUGCCGACGCCGAGGACGAUGAUCUUUACAGCUGA
Molecule: messenger RNA, 2391 nt
Organism: Miscanthus lutarioriparius
Lineage: Eukaryota; Viridiplantae; Streptophyta; Magnoliopsida; Poales; Poaceae
Source: the annotation of a GenBank genome assembly